Molecule: messenger RNA, 1542 nt
Organism: Exophiala viscosa
Lineage: Eukaryota; Fungi; Ascomycota; Eurotiomycetes; Chaetothyriales; Herpotrichiellaceae
Product: major facilitator superfamily domain-containing protein
Exons: 3
Coding region: 1-1491 (496 amino acids)
Biological process (GO): transmembrane transport
Cellular component (GO): membrane
Molecular function (GO): transmembrane transporter activity
Source: RefSeq, a predicted model, not a curated record
AUGGAGGUAUAUCCAGCUGAAGAAACUCCAAAAUACGCAAAGAUGGACAUUGAACAGCCAAAGGAGAUGACGGACAUCCAUAGAUUGGCAUCAGUCACUCCAGGUGUAUGUCAAGACAUCCAGCUAGAUCCACUACUGGAGAAGACCACCUUGAGGAGGUUCGACAUGUUCCUCCUUCCUCAAAUUGCUAUUGUCAUCAUCAUUGGGUACCUGGACCGAUCAAACAUUGGGAAUGCUGCCGUCUUCGGCUUGAAAACAACGCUGGAUCUCAAGGGCCUGGAGUUCAACAACCUCGUGACGUUGUUCUAUGUCACCUAUAUCGUCUUUGAUAUCCCAUGGGUCGUCAGUAUCAAGAAGUUCGGCGCAAACCGUGUUUUAGGCGUGGCUCUGAUCGGCUGGAGCGCCUCGACCUUGGGCAUGGGCUUUGUGAAGAACUAUCACCAAGCACUAGCAUGCCGCCUGUUGCUAGGUUUGUUCGAAGCGGGCCUACUGCCGUGCAUGAUCUUUGUUAUCUCGACCAUCUGGAACCAAAAGCAGCAGGCCAAACGCAUCGCUGUCAUAUACUGCGCGACCACCGUCUCCGGGGCAUUCGGCGGCCUCUUCGCCUACGGCGUGCAGUCGAUGGGCACAAGAGCUGGUCUCGAACCCUGGCGCUGGCUGUUCAUCAUCGAAGGGAUCAUGUCCUUUGUGGUGGGUGGAAUGUGCUGGUUCAGCAUGCCGUACAGCGCAGAAAGGGCCUGGUUCUUGAACAAGGAGCAAUCCGAAUUCAUGGUCCGCAAAAAGCGGCGUGAUACUUUGUACAAAGGCGAAGACACCUUCAAGUCCAAACAUGUUUGGGCCGCCGUGACGGACCCUUUGGUCUACCUCGUCGCAUUCUCCCUGUUCUCGUCCUCACUGCCUUUGCUUGGGUUUGGCACUUUUCUUCCCACCAUCAUCAAAGGUCUCGGAUACACGUCUUUGCAAGCCAAUUACCUUACCAUCCCGGUGUACGCGCUGGCCACAGGAACGGUGGCCUGUAUGGCAUGGAUCUCGGAUCACCUGCACAAACGCGCCUUGUGCUUGCUCAUUGUGCCGAUCCCGGUGCUAAUCGGCUAUGCGAUUGCCAUCGGCACACCCAGUCACGGCGCCGGAUACUUUGCCAUGUUCUUGUGCGGGGCGGGAAUCUACCCAUACAAUUGCCUCAUGCUCACCUGGAUUUCGAGCAACUUGGCCCCGGACUUCAAGCGGAGCGUGGGUAUCCCGUUGGCGGCAACAAUCGCUAAUAUUUCGGGAGUUCUGUCAGGCCAGAUCUACCCGACGACCGACUCUCCCAGGUAUAUCAGUGGGAAUGCAGUCAGUCUUGGACUGGAAUUUGUUGCAUGGUGCGGAGUGCUUGCUAUGUACUUUCUGCUUAAAUGGCGCAAUGCGCGAAAGGAGAAGGCGCUGGCUGCUGGGGUGGAGAAUAAUGGCAAAGAAGGCGAUGCAAGCUUGGAUUUUCGAUAUGUUCUUUGAUGUAAGCUGUUGGAAGCUGAGCUGUCGAGCAUUUCAACGUGUGGCGUGUCU